This is a messenger RNA of Haliotis rubra (blacklip abalone), 1606 nucleotides long. RefSeq lists its product as uncharacterized. The transcript has 2 exons. NCBI's taxonomy places the organism in Eukaryota, Metazoa, Mollusca, Gastropoda, Lepetellida, Haliotidae. Bases 92 to 1606 code for a protein of 504 amino acids. The record is from RefSeq and is a predicted model, not a curated record.
UUUUCCCGAUUACCCACAAUGCACCACCAGCCGCCAUUUUGGUAGGCGGUCUGUGUCAACAAAGGCUCAGUCGUCCUAUUGUUAUGCAAAUAUGCCGACUACCUGUGCCGUUGUUAAGUGUCACAACCGGUCGGGUCGCGAUAAGGUUAGCUUUUAUCGUAUCCCAGUUGUCAUCAAAGGUCAAGGCGAAGCAACUGAGAGGAAAAGCGAGCGUUGUAGACGACUCUGGCUUGCUGCAAUCAACCGGGCGGAUGUCGAUGAAAAAACAUGCAACAAGCUUCGUGUGUGCUCUGAUCAUUUCAUAUCAGGUGCAAGAAACAAAUAUGAUGAAACAAACCCAGACUGGGUUCCCAACAAGAAUCUGGGAUAUGAUGUAAAAUCUCCAACGAAGUCAGCGAUCCGCCACGAGAGGUUACAAAACCGAAAACAGACAAUUAAGAUGAAUGAAGCUGCAAUAUCUCUUUUGGAACUAAGUGCCUCGGUUUCUGAACCUCCAUGUGCAGAGGAAGUUGAUGGUGUUGACAGUACAGAAGCAACCGAUACUGAGUUAACAGAUGCAGAGAUGCUUGAAUUUGCAAAUGAAAGAAUUUCCGAGUUGGAAUUUGAGAAUGCAAGACUGAAAGAGCAGAAUGAGUGUUUGCAGAAUAUUGUACACAAAAUGAAAGCCAAUUUACCUGAGGAUUUUGAAGAUGACAAUGAUAAAGUGAAAUAUUACACAGGUUUACCAAGUUUCACAAUUCUAAUGGCACUGUUCAACCUUCUAGCACCCGAUAUGCAUGAAAAUGGAAAUAGCUCACUGAACAAAUUCCAGAAAAUAAUUCUGACACUCAUGAGACUGCGACUUAAUUUACCAAUUACAGAUCUCAGCUAUCGUUUUGGUGUUUCACGAACCACAGUGUCAAAGGUUUUCUUAGAUACAUUGCACUUGAUGCAUGAUAUCAUGGGGCCUCUAGUGCGUUGGCCAGACAGGGAUGAACUUUACGAGACAAUGCCAAUGGUUUUUCGAAAACACUUUGGAAAGCAAGUUACCUGCAUUAUUGAUUGCUUUGAAAUUUUUAUUGAUCGCCCCUCAAAUCUGACAGCAAGAGCACAAACUUGGUCCAGCUACAAGCACCACAAUACUGCCAAAUACUUAAUUGCAAUUACCCCACAAGGGUCUGUGAGUUAUAUUUCCAAAGGAUGGGGUGGAAGAACCAGUGACAAGUUUUUGACUGCCCACUCAAACUUUCUUGACAAUCUCAGCCAUGGUGAUGUUAUUCUAGCUGACAGAGGGUUUGACAUUAAAGAAUUAGUUGCACUUGUUGGCGCUGAAGUGAAAUAUCCUGCAUUCAUGAGGAGAAAAAAGCAAAUGUGUGGACCAGAGGUAGAAGGAACAAGGAAAAUUGCCAAUGUUCGCAUACAUGUUGAAAGGGUUAUUGGAACAGUCAGGCAGAAGUUCAUGAUCCUUGGUGCCACCAUUCCAAUUGACUAUCUCAUUUCUAAACCUGAAGAAGAGUAUGUAAUACUGGACAAGAUAGUCACAGUUUGUUGUUCACUAAUUUGUGCCCCUCUGUUGUACCAUUCGACUAACCAUCAAAGGUUUGCUUGCAGAAGCUCGCUUCUGUAA